Molecule: messenger RNA, 1191 nt
Organism: Trypanosoma cruzi
Lineage: Eukaryota; Euglenozoa; Kinetoplastea; Trypanosomatida; Trypanosomatidae
Exons: 1
Coding region: 1-1191 (396 amino acids)
Biological process (GO): SNARE complex disassembly; intracellular protein transport
Cellular component (GO): vacuolar membrane; SNARE complex
Molecular function (GO): soluble NSF attachment protein activity; syntaxin binding
Source: RefSeq, a predicted model, not a curated record
AUGACUUCUCAGGAGAGAAACCCCUCGACCGCGACUGCCGCUGCUGCUGCUGCUGCUGUAGUAGUAGUGAGUAAUGAUGGAGCGGUUUCAGCGGUGGAGAACGAUGCCAUUUCUUCUAAGGGCGAGUCCGUACAGGCGGGCCUCGCACGUAAGGCCCAAGUGUACGCCCAGCUCGCUCCGUCGGCCGAACCCCUUGUGUUGUGCGCAUCGGAACAGACAUUAGACAAAAUGCAUCAAGUUGAGGCCUACAACAACGGUGACAACAAUGAGAAUGACGGAAAAGACGACGCCGUCACAAAACACACUUCUUCUCACGUAGAGGAGGCGGAGAAAUUGUAUGCAAAGGCGGAGGCAAGUGUAGCAAAAGGUCUUUCCAGGUGUAUUGAUUGGCUCCACGCACGGGAUCUCUUUCACGAGGCCGGCGCCCUUUUCGCCACCGGCGGGCAUGCGGAUGCAGCCGCCAAGGCGUUCCUACACGCAGGUGUCAUCACACAAGCGUUUAAGAGUGAGAGUGAAACGAUACUGAUGCUCUCGCUUGCGGCAGAUAAUUUGCAAGUGGUGCAGCCGGCCAUUGCCGUGGAUGUGUUGAAUUUUCUUUCCAACGCGUUUUCAAAGAGCGGUCUUGUCAUUCAGGCAGCGCGUUGCAAGCGGGACGCGGCGGAAUUGUUGGAUUACCGCCUCGAGAUGCCGGUCCAGGCGGUCCAAACGUAUAAAGAGGCGAUGCAGCUGUUUGGGGACCGCAACGUCACAAAGUCUUUCACCCGCGGUUGCAUGGAGCGGAUCUCCGCGCUGACUGUCCUUCAGUUAAAAUUUGUCGAGGCAUCGGAGUUGUACAUGGAAGAGGCGAAAAUGGUACAGCGGUUUCUCCCCAAGACGAGGCAAUUUCUUUAUUCACUACUGUGCUUGCUUGCCAAUGGCUUUGGCAGUGAUGAUCGCUACUUUGAUGCACUUUACUACACACGUAAGAAGUUUGAUGCCCUGCAGGAGGAGGAGAGGCAUUUUCAACAAGGGAAGGAGUACACCCUCAUGCGUCAACUCAUUGACGCCAAUGACCACGGCUCACUCAAUGAAUUUGACAUUGCUGUGUUUACAUAUAAAUCAUGUGCAACGUUUAAGCCUGAUAUUGUCUUUGACAUACUCAUUGAACGGUGCCGUUCCAACCUUUACGAACAUAUGGAGCAAUACAUGUAA